Molecule: messenger RNA, 1408 nt
Organism: Nothoprocta perdicaria
Lineage: Eukaryota; Metazoa; Chordata; Aves; Tinamiformes; Tinamidae
Gene: TOR2A
Product: torsin family 2 member A
Exons: 4
Coding region: 1-909 (302 amino acids)
Cellular component (GO): nuclear envelope; endoplasmic reticulum; endoplasmic reticulum lumen
Molecular function (GO): ATP hydrolysis activity; ATP binding
Source: RefSeq, a predicted model, not a curated record
AUGGGGCCGAGGGUGGCCCCAUGGAGCCGGGCUGGCCGCAGCUUGCGGGAGCACGGACGGAACCUGCGUGCGCUACCUCGUGCCUUUCUGCCAGGCCUGGAGUGCGAUUUGGCCACCAACCUGGUGGGGCAGCCCCUGGUGAAGCAGCAGCUGCUGAGCGGCGUGCGGGAGUUCCUGGCCACGCCGAACCCCGCCAAGCCGCUCGUGCUCUCCUUCCACGGCCCCACCGGCACCGGCAAAACCUACGUGAGCUCCAUGCUCAUCCGCCACCUCUUCCGCGACGGCCUCCGCAGCCCCUACGUGCACCAGUUCUCCUCGCUGGCCCACUUCCCUCACCACGAGCAGCUGCAGCAGUACAAGGAGAACCUGAAGCACUGGAUCCAAGGGAACCUGACAGCGUGUGGACGAUCUGCGUUUCUCUUUGACGAGAUGGACAAGAUGCACCCGGGGCUGAUGGACGUGAUCGUGCCCUUCCUGGGCCCCUCGUGGGUUGUUUACGGGACCAACUACCGCAAAGCGAUCUUCAUUUUCAUAAGCAACGCAGGGGGAGAACAGAUUAAGAAAAUGACCCUCGAUCUCUGGCACGCGCACAAGGAUCGUGAGGAGAUCAGCCUGCAGGACCUGGAAUCAGCCAUCUCCAAAGCGGUUUUCGAAAGCCCUCAGAGUGGAUUCUGGAAAUCUGGGAUCAUUAACGAGCAUCUCAUUGAUUUUCUUGUGCCCUUCCUCCCACUGAAGCGCCACCACGUAAAGCAAUGCGUCACCAACGAGCUCAUCCAGCAAGGCCUGGAAGUCCGUCAGGAUAUCGUGCAGGGAGUGGCCGACAGCAUCCCCUACUUCCCAGAGGAAGAGAAAAUAUUUUCAUCAACAGGCUGCAAAACAGUAUCCUCUCGGAUUAGUUUUUUCUUCUAGCCACUGGCGAGGACUCUCUGCUGAAGCUGCACGCAGAGUCUGUAGCAGACGUGACUAGUCCUCAGGAGACAACGUACCUGCAGCCCGCUCAGAUUCCCAGGAUUUAGGACAUUUAUCAAGUUGCAGGGCCCGGGACUGGAGGGAUAAGCACAAGGAGCUACCUGUUACUUCCCAGGAACACGAGUGCUCUUCCUGGCGAACUCUCCUGCCCCAAGGAGGCAGCUGCAGGAUACAGUUGUGGGAACAAAUGCAAGCAAUGAGCCUUAAAGCACUUUAUUUAUUCCUCGGCCAAGUGAUGGAAAUACUGAACAGCCCAGUGAGUCACCCAAGACAAGCUGUGGCAAAGGGAGGAAGAUGCCAAGAGGGACGGUAAUAAGGGACAGUCACCUGUCCCUUCUCAGAGGCAGCCCUCAGUGGCCCUCUCCUCUCCUAGCAGCUAUUGAGAUCAAAUUCAUCAAGAUUCUGAGCCCAGAAAAAAGCUUUAAAAAAAUCUAAAGCA